AUGACAAAUUCAACGAAUGUCGAUCAUGAAUUAGCAAUAAGAAUUGGUCAAUUACAUAUGAAUAUUAAAAAAAAGUGUAAAACUGAACUUGAAAAUCAAAUGGAUGCUAUUCGUGCUGAAGAAAAACGGAAGGAUGAAGAAGCAUUAGCUGCACUUAAAGCAGCAGCAACAGCAGCACAGCAGCAAGUAGAAAAGAAAAUGAAUGAAAUGAAAAGAAAAUAUGGUUCCGAAUAA
Molecule: messenger RNA, 234 nt
Organism: Rotaria sp. Silwood1
Lineage: Eukaryota; Metazoa; Rotifera; Eurotatoria; Philodinida; Philodinidae
Source: the annotation of a GenBank genome assembly